Messenger RNA from Stylophora pistillata, 4013 nucleotides. RefSeq names its product voltage-gated potassium channel KCNC1-like. NCBI's taxonomy places the organism in Eukaryota, Metazoa, Cnidaria, Anthozoa, Scleractinia, Pocilloporidae. Gene Ontology annotation, biological process: action potential; potassium ion transmembrane transport; protein homooligomerization. Gene Ontology annotation, cellular component: voltage-gated potassium channel complex; membrane. The record is from RefSeq and is a predicted model, not a curated record. Gene Ontology annotation, molecular function: protein binding; delayed rectifier potassium channel activity.
CAAAUGCGAUACAGAGGUGUUAUUGAAUAGUCAGGACGUUUGGGGUCACUACCGUGAUAAACGCCCAAUUGUUACAGCAUCGAAAAGGUGCAUCAACGAGACCUGUUUUGGAUAAAAUGCAAAUGCGUUUGAAAUUACAAAAAGACUUCGAUGAACAGGUGGCCUGGGAAGUGUAAUGAAUGUAACCUCUGUGAUUUGAAUUGCCUCAACCAUGCCGCACGUGUCGCCUCUCGUAAAUUUUUAUUGACAAAAAUGCUUUUAAAAAUGUGAAAAUUCAGGCAUAGCACGCGGCUAUCUGGACAACACUCCAAGGUUUCGAUGCUUCAUCAACAAGGGAUGGUAAUUCGGUCGAAAACCGAAUCCAACUUCGAGGACUCGCUGCCUGCUCGCGGCGUAGCGAAGGAUCGGGUAAUUAUCAACGUAGGUGGAUAUCGCCAUGAGACGUACUUAAGCACACUUAAAGUUGUACCGGAUUCUCGGCUGGCUUGGAUAGCUGAAAAUGCUUCAAAGCAAGCUGAAUACGACCCCGAGAACAACGAGUACUUCUUUGAUCGACAUCCAGGGAUAUUCGCCAGUAUUAUCAAUUACUAUAGGACUGGUAAGCUACACAGCCCGAGCGAUGUUUGCGGGCCGCUAUUUGAAGAAGAGCUGGCUUUUUGGGGCAUCGAUGAAUUGCAGAUGGAGCCGUGUUGCUGGAGUAAUUACACGCAACACAGAGACGCACAAGCCACUCUUAAAGCAUUCGAAGGCUUGCAAAAAAGCGUCGAGGAAUCCGAAAACGAGAACAGUCCAUUCAAAGUUCGAAAGAACGUUUCAACUCGUAUGAGGUGGAAAAGCGAAAUAUGGGCCAUGUUAGAAGAGCCCUACUCUUCCAAGUACGCACAGAUUUUUGCAAUGGUGUCUUUGAUCGUCAUCAUCUUGUCAGUAGCAACGUUUUGCAUGCAAUCGAUACAAAAACUGGAAUAGAACUACAAAGGCUUGUUCAAAGGGAUGGAAUACUUCUAUCUCGUUUGGUUUUCGGCAGAUUUCCUAGCAAGGCUGCUGACAUGCCCUUCUUUGGUAACUUUCUUCAAAACCUUCAUGACAUGGGUUGACAUUGCAUCCGUUAUACCACUUUACGUUCAUCUGGCACUUUGUGAAACAAAUGUCUCUGAUACCCUUAGCUUUCUUUUCGUCCUCCGAUUGAUCAGGAUUUUCAGGUUAUUCAGGUUUUUCCGGACCAUGAGUGGUAUGCAAGUGAUCGGGCACACACUCAGGGCCAGUGCCAGGGAACUGUUCCUUCUGAUUCUUAUCCUACUGAUACCUAUGGUCAUUUUCUCAACGUUGGUUUACUACGCAGAAAAGAAUCAUGAUGAAACGGAUUUUUCCAGCAUUCCAGGAACUUUUUGGUGGGCUGUAAUCACCAUGACAACAGUGGGCUACGGUGAUGUUCAUCCCAAGUCUCUCCUUGGAAAGAUUAUUGGUACAGUUUGCGCAUGCGUGGGAGUUCUUAUCGUGGCAUUGCCUGUUUCAGUGAUUGGCAGCAAUUUCACGUUGUUUUACUCUCACGCACAAGCUCAACUAAAACUUCCUAAAAAGAAAAGAACACCGCUUUUACUCGGUGCUGCAGGCGCACUCGUAUCCGAGUCCACUUUAUUCAACAACGACGGAAACUCAAACAUUUCUGAUGACGGCGAAAGUCCAACCCCUCGGGAAGAAGCAUUGCCUUUACCUCGUAAGAGUCUACGGAAUCCAUCGAUAACUCCUCGCUGUCGUUCGACUCGAAGAGAAGCUGCAUUACAACAUGCUGCAUUACAACAUGCUGCAUUACAACAUGCUGCAUUACCUACAUUAGAGUCGGACGCAUCAGAAAUGGACCGUACUUCCAAUGGAAAAAAGAGUACAGAAGAGUUGUUCUCAUCUCCCCCGACGGGUAGCGCAGUGGAUAUAUCCAGCGGUCUCAAGGGGGUUAGUGACGUUAUGCUUAAUAUAACAACUCCAUCGCACGUACAUCGUCGCAUGGCAAUUUCUCCCGCACAGUCUCCUCCGGCGAGAAGAAAUAGUCAGCGUAGGAGACGGCGGGGGGGAAGUAAGCGAUUGGCCAGCCGUGGCAACGGAGAUGCAUCGUCUAACGAGAAGGACCGAGACAGUUAUUAUUACACAACUACGGACGGGGAUAGCCCAGGGGAAAGUGAAAGUCACGGACAUUCCAGGCCGGAACAUACCGAGCUGGACAGGAAUAGCGUAGAGCACGAAUCUUCAAACGAGUCAAACACCUCCGAGCGCAAGAAUGCCACUACCAAAGUGGCUGUUCUCUCGGACAGUAAAGCGGAAGAUGACAUGCGCUCGCGGAGUGACUCUGAAAAUAAUGUAUGGUUAGUAGGGGUGACGUUGGACUCAAGUGAAGACUUCCCUGAGGAAAAAGGGGAACAGCACAGGAACAAUACUAAAAUAGACCCUGCACCACCUUGGAAAUCCACCGAAAAUUUGGGUGGCAACAGAGCAACAAAUCAGAACAAACAGCUUGUAGAACCCAGGCAGAGGGCUAAAACCGAACUGGUUUCCAGUGACACUCCGCCAUGUAAGAGGAGGAAUGCCAUAGGGGGAAAUCGUGCAAUUUCAGCGCUGCCCAUAUCACCACUUGUCAGAUCUGAGGAGAGAAUUCAAAGACCGCCACUAUAUGAAUCUACCGGCGACUCCAAAGCCAAAAAAUACGCUAGCAAUGCAAGACAUUCUCACAGCAACGAUAGAGAUUCUCAGCAUGAAUUAAAACAUUUGCCGCAUUCUGCGUCAUCUCAGGGUAAAAAUAUGCUACCAGCUGAGAGUAGAGACAGUAGAGAAGACAUCCUGGGGCCAAACAUAAGAGGAAAUAAACGAGAUAACAUUCAGAAUAUGACUCGCGUCUGACCCCAAUCAGGACACACUAUAAUACAAUAAGGAGGAGAGGGUGUAGACGACGCAGAGCAGAAAAGGGGUUCUUGUGCCCCCAUCAGUACAUCUUUACUCCCCAAGCUUGAGGGAAAAUCGUGAGAGCAUGGCUUCCACAGUUCCUUCAGAUGAUAGUGUUAUUCAUUUUUUCCCAACGAAACCACAGUAACGAGUUCAGCAAUUUGAUUGUUUAUUAGCGCAGCCUGUCUUAACCGAACGGUCACGGUAACGCCCUCGUGAGUUUUUUGUCCACAAAUUAAAAAGUUCGGAUCAGUGUCAUAUCUAAGCAACUGCGCACCCAUCCCCCCCCCCCACCACCUCCAAACCCAACAUCAACCCUAACUUGUUACCAGUUGACUCUUGUAGUGCUAGAGAAGGGGUAGGUUUGUAGUGAACCAGAUACUCACAUGGAUCUCUGAAGGUUAGAACUUGGUUCCUUAUGAAGUCAUGAAUUAUAGAAAUCGACGAGCGCGUAUUGUGUGAGUGUGCUUGUAUGGUCAAAGUAAAAAAAGUGAUUUUAAAGAAAGAAAAAGCGAUCAAGUUAUUGAGGGUCAUGGAUCGGUCUGUAUGGUCGAUCCACCAAAAGGCAAAUAACAUAAACGAAAAGAUUUUUUUCUAAAUCUUCUGAGCUCUGUCGAACUAUCAGAAACCUAACUUAAGCGAACAUUUUGUGGAGCUAGUUUCGUACCGGCAUACCGAUACUUUUUCAGCUUUAUUUCUGCAGACGAACUGACCAGUUAAGUUCUUGCAUAAGGGCUUCUGCCGACGUUGGAAAUUAUUUCGGUUACCUAAAUCGAGCACUCUUUAUAAACUCCCACUAGGCUAAAAUCAAACCAAACUUUUUUAAAUUUUAAAAAUUAUAAUGAGCCAUUUUAGCACCGAAAAAGGCAAUUAAUUUGAGACAGUUACCUGAACCUAUUGUUUAUAAGAAAUUAUGUAUAAAAAAAUUAUUUAUUUAAUGACAGAUCACUGUUCAAAAUUUAAACAUGCCUUUAAGGCAAAAAUGAACAAUUUGUCAUCAGUUUUCGCUAAAGCUUCUUAUUAAAAAAAGCUCAAUAGGUGGAAUAUAAUGCGUUUGCAAAGUUGUUUGAACACUUACCGCCUAA